CGAAAAAGCAUUUCCCCAUUUCUCUCUCUCUCGCUCCGCUUCCCUCCUAGAAGCUUUUUUUCCCUCCCAUUCUCUCUUUCCCGCUUUCGAGCUUACCUUCCCCUCUCCCCCAAAAUCAAGCUCCGAAAAUGGGCAAAUACAUGAAGAAAUCGAAGAUUACCAACAAUGAUACGGAACCCACCGAGCCAAUCUCUUUAGGUGUUCGCACCAGAGCCGCUAAAACCCUAGCUUUGAAGCGGCUCAAUUUCUCCGCCUCUGAUCCCGCUCUAGCGGGAGACUCUUCUUGCUACCUCCAGCUCCGAAGCCGCCGCCUCGAGAAACCGCCGGCUUUAACCGAACCGAAGCAGCCGCAGAGAAUUAAAGAGUCUGGCUCGAAGGGUCGCGUUAACUCCGGUUCCGGCUCGGUUCGUGUAGCUCGGAGCUGUGACGGAGAUGAAUGUUUCGGAAAGUCUGAAGCUUUCUGUGGAGAGAACAGUCCUGAUUUUGAAUCGAGGCAAAGCACAAGGGAGAGCACGCCUUGUAACUUUGCUGAGGAUCUGGAGAUCAUUGUUACACCAGGGUCUAGCACAAAGUCGAUGCACACAGCAACCAGAGAUUGUACAAGGGACCGAGAUAGCUCAGUCCCAUCAACUAGUGAGCUGGAGGAGUUCUUUGCCUAUGCAGAGCAGCAACAGCAGAGGCUGUUCAUGGAGAAGUACAACUUCGACAUCGUGAAUGAAAUGCCCCUCGCUGGACGCUACGAGUGGGUACAAGUGGCUCCAUGAAGUGGAAAGGAAGCAAACUCCAGUGAUAUGGUGUGGAAGUAGGAAUGUGAUGGAUUUAACAGACUUUAACCGAACAUCAAGAUCCUUUAAAAGAGGAGUGUAAUCUUAAGUAAUAAUGCGGUUAGAAAACAAAAUUGAAAGUAGGGUAGGAACCUGAACCUCACACCAUUUGUACUAAUAUCUUCGAGUAUUUAGAUGCUUAAUGAAUGUCUUUUCCUCAUA
Raphanus sativus (radish) is the source of this 986-nucleotide messenger RNA. Its product is annotated as cyclin-dependent kinase inhibitor 3. Bases 129 to 764 code for a protein of 211 amino acids. The transcript has 3 exons. Gene Ontology annotation, cellular component: nucleus. NCBI's taxonomy places the organism in Eukaryota, Viridiplantae, Streptophyta, Magnoliopsida, Brassicales, Brassicaceae. Gene Ontology annotation, biological process: negative regulation of cyclin-dependent protein serine/threonine kinase activity. Gene Ontology annotation, molecular function: cyclin-dependent protein serine/threonine kinase inhibitor activity. The record is from RefSeq and is a predicted model, not a curated record.